CUUUUUUUCUUUUUCCUUGUUUCCGAAUGCACUUGAGCUGUCGGCUUGUGCUGCUCGCUGCAGUGCUGUUUGCGGGCUGCGUUGCGCCGGGCGUCGAGGCGAGCAAGGGCUCUGCGUACGCGCACGCUGCCAGCGUCCCUGUCUUUGUCAACAAGGUCGGCCCCUACUACAACCCGUCCGAGACGUACGACUUCUACUCGCUGCCAUUCUGCCAGCCAAAGCCGAUCGUCUACAAGAAGAUCUCGCUGGGCGAGGCGCUUACUGGCUGGAAGCAGGCCAACACGCCGUUUGACAUCAAGUUUGGUGUCAAUGUCGACAACGCUGUGCUGUGCGACACGGUCAUGCUCUCCAAGCGCGACGUCCAGGAUUUGCGCGAGGCCAUUGAGGAGCUGUACUUUUUCGAGUUUUCCAUCGACGAUCUUCCGGUUUGGGGCUCGAUUGGACGGCUGGAAGAGGUGACCUUCCCUCAUACACAUCGAAUGUUCCUCUGGCGCCACUACCAUUUCUAUUUUGAGUACAACGGCGAUCGCAUUGUGUAUGCCAACGUCACAAUGGACUCUGAAAAUCCCGUGGAAAUCUUUGAUUUGAUGCCCGACAAGAGCAUCGAGUUUACGUACUCUGUUGCUUGGAUUCCGACCACACUGCCAGCCGACAAGCGCAUGACGCACUUUGCGAGCGACAGCUUCUUCCCGACCGAGCUUGAAGUCCACUGGCUCUCCAUCAUCAACUCUGUGUCCUUGGUGGUCUUGCUGACCGGCGUGGUGGCCAUCAUCAUGCUGCGAGUCUUGCGUGCCGAUUUCGCUCGCUACACCCGUCAAAUGGAUGAUUUGGACGAGCAAGUUUACGAAGACUCUGGCUGGAAGGUGAUUCACGGCGACGUCUUCCGAUUUCCCGAGCACCGCACCUUGUUCUGCGCCGUUCUUGGCGUCGGAACGCAGUUUCUUGUCGUUUGUGGCCUGCUGCUCGCAAUGGCUCUCUUCGGCAUGUUUAACGUGCACCAGCACGGUUCCAUGAACUCGGCCGUCAUCGCCAUCUACGCGCUGACCUCGGGUAUCUCUGGCUACAUCUCGGGAUCCUUCUUCAAGAAGAUUGGCGGCCAGAACUGGGUUUGGAACAUCAUGCUGACUGCUUGCUUGUUUUCAGUUCCAUUCUUCCUGGUCUGGAGCAUCAUCAACUCGAUUGCAUGGGCGUACGAGUCGACUCAAGCUCUGCCCGUGUCGAAAAUUCUCAUCGUGAUGUGCCUGUGGCUGUUUGUGGGCUUCCCAUUGACGGUGGUUGGUGGCAUUGUUGGCAAGAACUCUGCCGCCAGCUUUGACGCACCCGUGCGAACCAAGAACAUUCCUCGUGAAAUUCCACCAGCAUCCUUCUUCCGGUCGACCCCGGCACUGAUGAUUGCAGGUGGCUUUUUGCCAUUCAGUGCCAUUUCCAUUGAGCUGUACUACAUUUUCGACACGCUCUGGGGUCGACAGCCAUACACGCUAUUUGGCAUUCUUGCGAUCGUGUUUGUGAUUCUCCUGCUGGUCACUGCCUGUGUGUCAAUUGCUCUGACCUACUACUCGCUUGCUGGCGAGGACUACCAAUGGUGGUGGCGCUCCAUCCUCAACGCUGGCUCCACCGGCCUGUUUGUGUUGGUCUACAGCGUCUUUUACUACUUUCACCGCUCCAACAUGUCGGGCGCCCUUCAAACGGCCAAGUUCUUUGGCUACACGUUGAUGACAUGCCUUAUUUUCUUCCUGAUGCUGGGUUCCGUCGGGUUCUUUGUGUCGCUACAAUUUGUGCGGUACAUUUUCCGAAGCCUCAAGGCGGACUAACGAACCUGUUCAGGUUUUGUUUUUCUUGUUGUCGUCCCGACCCCCAUCCCCUUCGUCAAACUGCGCGCAAAGAGCCAUGAAAUGCCGGCCUUGGGUGUAUUGAUUGGAAGUGAUGUCUGUAGGUGCUGGUGUUUUUCGUUGUUUUAUUUUAUGUGCUUACGUGUUGUGCGUGUUUUUGUAAAACAUAAGUUCUGGAAUUUCUU
This is a messenger RNA of Capsaspora owczarzaki ATCC 30864, 2014 nucleotides long. Its product is annotated as transmembrane 9 superfamily member 1. NCBI's taxonomy places the organism in Eukaryota, Filasterea, Ministeriida, Capsasporidae. The transcript is spliced from 9 exons. The record is from RefSeq and is a predicted model, not a curated record. Gene Ontology annotation, biological process: protein localization to membrane. Gene Ontology annotation, cellular component: membrane. Bases 27 to 1811 code for a protein of 594 amino acids.